CUGAUUUUAAUCCUUUUCCGCCAUUUUGUGGACAUUGGCGUCGGUGCUCGGAUAUUGUAAUAAUAUUGUAGGAAGAUAAAAGCUUCUAAUUUUAUUUUUAAGUUACUUUAAGUGUAUUUCGGACAAAUGUGGUAUAAUUGUUUGGAGGAUUAACAAAACAAACAUUGGCUUAUAGAAAAUGUCACGCUACGGUGACUGCAAGGUGUACGUUGGUGAUUUAGGUAAUAAUGCAAGUAAACCAGAACUAGAAGAUGCCUUUUCAUACUACGGUCCCUUAAGGAAUGUGUGGGUAGCGAGGAAUCCACCCGGCUUCGCAUUUGUAGAAUUUGAAGAUCCCCGUGACGCUGAGGAUGCGAUUCGUGGGUUAGAUGGACGAACGAUUUGUGGCCGGCGUGCUAGAGUGGAAAUGUCCAAUGGAAGUAGAGGGUACGGACGUGGGCCGCCGCCUAGGUCUCGUCUUCCACCGCGUCCUUAUGACGAUCGCUGCUACGAUUGUGGGGACCGUGGUCAUUAUGCACGGGAUUGUACACGUCGCCGGCGCCGCAGGUUAUCAUUGGCCUGUGCGCCGAGAACGAACUCUUCAGAGUCUGCACUUCUUAUUGUCUGCGCUACGUAGCUUACACUUCGCGGCGUGUACUCCGCUUAUUGACAACUGUAACUUCGCUCUGCGAACUACGUAGUGACGGCCUACGUGCACACUUCACUUUUUGAAAACUACAUUGAGCAUUAUGUUUGUUCAAUCGACGCGACACACGUCUAAUGUAAUCACUGCGUGCACUCAGUGAGUUACACAUUUAUAUCCCAUAUUUGUGUUCAGAGCAGGCCUGCUGUUAUAAUCAUUUAUUUUCAGUUAUUCAGUUAAGUAUAGUUAGGACAGUACAUUAAUGUACACAAUGGAGUGCACAUUGGGACACAUAGAGGUAACGUUUGGAGCAUAGAAGAUUUUAUAUGUUACAAAGUUAACACUAACAAUUAAAAUUCUCAUUGGGGUUGUCAUAAAAUAUCAGUCAGAAUUAUUAUCUUAGGACAAUAUUUUAUUUCAUGAGUACUAAAAUUGAUGGAGAGUUUAGCAAAAGAUUCUUUAUAGUAAACUUACGAAAUUAUCAAAUAAGCUAUAUUCAAUGUUUUUGUAUCUAUAAUAUUUAAAAAAAACUUUCCUAAACAUCCUAUACAUAUACAAUUAAAAUUUUUGUUUAUAGUGGACAGUUGUAAUAAGUAUACAUUCGUGGUGAGAGUGUAAUGUUAGUUGUU
Messenger RNA from Papilio polytes (common Mormon), 1251 nucleotides. RefSeq names its product serine/arginine-rich splicing factor 7-like. Gene Ontology annotation, biological process: mRNA splicing, via spliceosome. The coding region runs from base 179 to 616 and encodes 145 amino acids. The record is from RefSeq and is a predicted model, not a curated record. Gene Ontology annotation, cellular component: nuclear speck. NCBI's taxonomy places the organism in Eukaryota, Metazoa, Arthropoda, Insecta, Lepidoptera, Papilionidae. The transcript has 4 exons. Gene Ontology annotation, molecular function: RNA binding; zinc ion binding.